Oncorhynchus keta (chum salmon) is the source of this 2948-nucleotide messenger RNA. It is a transcript of the gene ldhbb, whose product is annotated as lactate dehydrogenase Bb. Gene Ontology annotation, biological process: carboxylic acid metabolic process. Gene Ontology annotation, cellular component: cytoplasm. The record is from RefSeq and is a predicted model, not a curated record. The coding region runs from base 473 to 1540 and encodes 355 amino acids. The transcript is spliced from 8 exons. Lineage: Eukaryota; Metazoa; Chordata; Actinopteri; Salmoniformes; Salmonidae. Gene Ontology annotation, molecular function: L-lactate dehydrogenase (NAD+) activity.
AUUAUUUUGGUAACACUGUCUAGGAAUAAAACCCUCAUCAUAACACAUUAUGCGCUAUGCAAAUAUCCCCGUUUGUUUAGCACUGCCCAUGUACUGGAUACAUAUCGUCUAUAGUCAUCAGAGAAGCAGGACAAGUGCACCAGAUGGAACCUGUGACAUUACAGGAUUACAGGAUAACUCCUUUUUAACAGUCUGCAGUCAAGUUUGGCAUCCGAUUAGUAGAGCCUUCACCAGGCCGCUGGAGCACAGGGGGGAGAGCGAGAGCAGCAGCAAACUACAGUAGAGCUCUGUGCUGUCACUGUGGCGCUUUUUGUAGUGCACCCUCGUUUUAGGCCUGUGUCACAUGCCCUGGUUGCAGUGCUGCAGCUCACCUAUCCGAUUCCUCCCACCUGCCCUGUCUGGAUUUGGAUACAGCCGUUGUGAGGUGUUGUGGGUGCAGGGGGAAGGCACCGUAGCUCUCGUCUAGUCUGACAUGUUGAUUACAUGGUGGUAUUUAUACAUCGCAGCUCGGAGCAUCGUCAAACAAACAUUGAACAUGGCCUCUAUCCUUCAGAAGCUCAUCACUCCCAUGUUCAGUGGGACACCUGAGCCCGCCAGGAACAAGGUGACAGUGGUGGGGGUCGGCCAGGUCGGCAUGGCCUGUGCUGUCAGUAUCCUGCUCAGGGAGCUGGCUGAUGAGCUGGCCUUGGUGGAUGUGAUGGAGGACAAGUUGAAGGGAGAGAUGAUGGAUCUGCAGCAUGGCAGCCUCUUCCUCAAAACGCCCAAGAUAGUCGCCAGCAAAGACUACUCUGUGACGGCGAACUCUCGUAUCGUCGUGGUAACUGCGGGCGUUCGUCAGCAGGAGGGAGAGAGCAGGUUGAACCUGGUUCAGAGGAACGUCAACAUCUUCAAACACAUCAUCCCUCAGAUCAUAAAACACUCCCCCAAGUGCAUCAUCAUUGUGGUCUCCAACCCAGUUGAUGUGCUGACCUACGUGACCUGGAAGUUGAGCGGCCUGCCCAAGCACCGUGUCAUUGGCAGCGGCACCAACCUGGACUCUGCCCGUUUCCGUUACCUGAUGGCUGAAAAACUGGGCAUCCAUGCGACCAGCUUCAACGGAUGGAUCCUGGGAGAACACGGAGACACCAGUGUCCCUGUGUGGAGUGGCACUAACGUAGCAGGUGUCAACCUGCAGACACUGAACCCUGACAUCGGUACUGAUGCUGACCAGGAGAACUGGAAGGAGACUCACAAACAGGUGGUUGACAGUGCCUAUGAGGUGAUCAAGUUGAAGGGCUAUACUAACUGGGCCAUUGGCCUGAGUGUAGCUGACCUCACUGAGAGCCUCAUCAGGAACAUGAACAGGAUCCACCCUGUCUCCACAAUGGUGAAGGGCAUGUACGGGAUCGAUGACGAGGUGUACUUGAGCCUGCCGUGCGUGCUGAAUGCUGGGGGCGUGGCCAGCGUGGUCAACAUGACCCUGACGGACGACGAGAUCGGCCAGAUAAAACAGAGCGCUGACACACUGUGGGACAUCCAGAAGGACCUGACUGACGUGUAGCAACGCUAACAGAACACCAAGGGGCGCCACAUUCCACUCAACACUCAAUAUCUCCCUUCUCCUCUAGUGUGCAUUCGUUCACUACUUCCCACAAAUCUAAAAUCAAGUGCACACUUUGGGAGAAAGGAGAGAUAAUUGGGACAUAGCCCCAACACUCCUUAUCACCUAUUACUCAACAUAUGCCACUUAGCAGACGGACGCUUUUAUGUAAAGCGACUUACAGUACAGUGAUUGCAUAUAGUUCUAAUGUGUUUAUGAUCCGUGUGGGAAUUAAACCCACAGCUUUUGCAUUGCUAGCCUUGCUCUUAAAGAGCAACUGCCCCUAAAAAGCAGCUUAUCCUUUAUAAAACCGCCUAUGUGGCAAAUUUACUACAAAGUGUAAAUGGGAUCAUUUUGGUCAUAAAGUCAUUCUCAUCCAAAAUGUUGUGACUUGUGGUCGUGACUGCAUCACAACGUAAAUGAAGGUUGGGUUUGUUUUAUUCCUGCCCACAGCUGGCAGCACACAAUUAAUCAUCAAUUCGGGAGGUGAAGCUGCAAAUGAUCCAAUCUUAAUGCCUUUGGUAAAUUUGAGUUUACUUUGGAUAUCCAUAUUGGGCUAGUUAGGGACCAUUAGUAAAUUACACAAUGCACAUGGGCCAAUAUGUUAAAAUUCCAAUAGCUAAAAAUGUCAAUGACUUAAAAACCUCAAACUAAUUAUAAUUUAAAUAAAUGUAUAGACAUGUAUUGAAAGCAUUUGAUGAGAACUAAAAGGUGUUCAAUGUGAAAAUAUGGUAUUUUACAUUGUCAUUUGUUUGACAGUCCAUAACUAGCCCCGGAGAUAUGCUAUGCAAAGAGAAUCCAAUUUUGCCAUCGUCGCACACCAGCUGGCUGAAGCUAAUUGGCUAAAUCAUUUGACUAAUUCUUCCCACCUGCAAACACACACAAGACACCCACAUCAUACCAGACUCCGAAACCAACUCAAGUUUGAAUUCAGUUAUGGCCGCUAGGAUUUCUAAUGAACCAAAUCUAAAACGAGAGAUAAUCAGGAAGUACAGUUGCCCUUUAACAACUGAGCCACACAGUUAAAAAAUGACACAGGUUCCAAAAAUACACUUUCACAGUGUCACUUAUAAUCUUCAUAGCUUUCCUGGCAUCUGGGUGUUUGGUCUCAUGGUCAAGAGCAUUAGGUGUUAGGCUUACUUUGCACAUGGCUGCCUAACUGGGAAAGGUGCAGAUUGAAGCGUCUUUGUUUCCCUGAAAAAGCGCUAUAUAAAAACCUGGAAAAGUGCUAGGCUAUAUAAAAACCAUGUCAUUCAGAUGUGGGAUCAUCAAAUGCUUCAGUCAUUUUCCCCUUUUUAAAGUGAAGGGUUAUUUAAGGGUUGUUAAUCAUGUUGGAUGUGUAAAAUAAAAGUGUUUAUUGUUGUUGGAA